GUCUGUUUGUGUUGUGAGUGGCGAGCGGGAUGUUGGCUGCCAAGCUGCGGCCUUUUAUAGUCGGCGGUGAGAUGCUGCCUUAUUUACGUUCAUGUAGUUUAGUUUGAUUGUUAGGUGGCUGCAGGAAAAGUGUGGUGUGGGGGCCAAGCUUAGCCCGUGUGUCGGGUCGCUUGGCGGCUGCGGCCACUCGGCGGGGAUGUCGGAGCCAACUCUUCUCAAUCAGUUCGUCAAGGUAACGGGGAGGCUGCAGGCCGGGUCACCAGGCUCUCAGAAGAAAAUCAGAUGGUUCCCCGUUAGGAGACUCUUCGCCCAUCAUUGUCACAGUCUCAGGAUUCCUUACAGGUUUUUAAAGACAGGUCAUGUAGCUCCACCUGCUCGAAGUGGGCACCGCUGUGUUGCAGAUAAUUCAAACCUUUAUGUAUUUGGAGGCUACAACCCAGACUAUGAAGAGUCUGGCGGUCCUGAGAAUGAAGCCUACCCACUUUUCCGUGAACUCUGGCGAUAUAAUUUUGCCUCUGGUACUUGGCAGCAAGUUGGUACAGAAGGAUUCAUGCCCAGGGAGCUUGCAUCGAUGUCAGUUGUUUUACAUGGUAAUAAUCUGUUGGUGUUUGGAGGCACUGGCGUCCCCUUUGGCGAGAGCAGUGGGAAUGAUGUACAUGUAUGCAACAUUAACUACAAACGAUGGGCACUGCUUAACUGUCGAGGGGAGAAACCCAAUCCCAUCUAUGGGCAGGCAAUGGUGAUCAUAAAUGGUUACUUGUAUAUAUUUGGUGGAACAACUGGUUAUGUUUACAACACAGACUUGCACCGAUUAGACCUUAGAGCCCGAGAAUGGAUACAACUAAAACCACAUAACCCUCCUAGUGACUUACCAGAAGAAAGGUACCGACAUGAAAUUGCACACGAUGGACAGAGGAUAUAUAUCCUGGGUGGGGGAACAUCAUGGACAACUUAUCCACUAAAUAAGAUACAUGCCUAUAACUUGGAAACUAAUACAUGGGAGGAGAUACAAACAAAACCACAGGAGCGAACAGGUUUCCCGGCAGCUAGAAGAUGUCAUAGCUGUGUACAAAUAGGACAUGAUGUGUAUGUCUGUGGUGGAUAUAAUGGUGAGGUGAUACUAGGGGACCUGUGGAAGCUCAGUUUACAAAAUUUCCAAUGGGUUAAACUGCCUGCAGAAAUGCCUGAGCCAGCUUACUUUCACACUGCAGCAGUCACCCCGGCUGGCUGUAUGUAUGUACAUGGUGGAGUGGUCAACAUUCAUGAGAACAAGCGGACUGAUUCGCUCUAUAAAAUCUGGCUAGUGGUGCCCAGCCUGUUUGAACUUUGUUGGGAGAGGUUACUGAAGAGCCUCCCGCAGUUAACACAGUUCUCCACUACACAGCUUCUCAAUUUCGGACUCACACAAGGACUUGUGGAGAGACUUAAGUGAUUGCUGGUAAAGGGAUGGAGGGAGGCCCUUCUGCAAAGUGGGUGAUGUUGGAGGAAGCUGCUGGAAAGAAUACUCCUCAAGGCCUUAUCUGCCAUAAGUGUUGGAUGCCUGUUAUUUCUAAACAUCCUGUCACUUCUGCAUCAAGUGCCACUGACUGAUCCCAAUUUUCUCUCUUCCUCAACCCAAGGGGAACUCGUUUUAAAAUGUUGAUUUUAAACUUGUCCUUGCCCCGUGGUUACUCUGGUUUUCAGAGGCAGGACACCCUGCCCCUGAUUGGACUUUGCUUAAAGUCCUAAAAUUUCAGCCCAGUUAUUUAUUAGUUAUUUAUUGGUGAUGGCUGCGUUUCCCUCCUAUGUGCACUGCAUUUUGGCAGGUGUUAUUUUUAAUUCUAAUUUCAAUUGCUGUCAGACCUGCAUAUAUCAAAUAUUUCUGUCUUGAACUUGGAUAUCUACCUUUUCCUUUCCCACCACAAUCUUCACCGUUUUGUUUUUGAUUUGCUUUAAAUCUGUUGUUUUCUGAAUGUUUUGAACUCUUCCUGCUUUAGUCUUGAAGCAAUUGGCAUCCCUGAAAGGUGCAGAGAUUUAAUGAACACUUGGAAUUUUAAGCUCUUGCUCGAAGUUGAGCUGAGCUGUGUCAGGCUUUACUCAAGAAACUCAUUUUAAAAAUGAAGGGAUCAAAAUGUGGAUUUAUUCCUUUUUUAAAUUGCUUAGAUGACCAGAUUUAAUUUUUUUAAAUCUAAGGUUUUCUUUUCCCUUUUGUAAAAUUUAAUAAAGCAUGAUUGAAUUAAUUAAGUGUUUAUCACUACAUUUAAAGUAUUGUAUGUGACCUGUAAGACUACAGGUACGUGGGAAAUGGGACAGGUCACCUGGAAAGAGAUGGCUAUGUCAGACUAUUCAGUUGGUCUGGAUGAGUUCAGAAUUUUAUUGAUCAUUACAACUUCAAGGCAAACUGUUCUUGUAGUUGUGAGUACAAGAGUGUUUUCAGUACUUGAGCAAUUUUGCUAAUUAUUGCUAUCUUCACUUGAAGCAAAGUAAACUUGGAUCACACUGGGAGUGAGGUGGAGAGAUAAAGUGUGGCAGUUACUGAUUUGACUUGAAUAGUAGAAAUAUACAUUGUAUCAAUAGCUGUCUAAUUGUAAUUUUUUUCAUUUAAACUUGAUGUUCCUUGUAUAAUUUAAAUGACAAGCUAGCUUUCCCAUCCUGUUUCACUAAUGUAAUCCACUUCAUGAUAUAAAUCAUCUUCUAUUUUGAAUCUUCAGGUUAAUGUCCUGGUGUGGUGUAAGGUCUUGAACUUAAGGGUUCUACCUCUGUUCCAGAAGUUUUUAGUUCUGUUUUGAAUAACCUCGUGCUGAAUUGGUUAAUUUACAUGGUGCAGACUUCUGUACAAUUUUAAAUGUGUCUAUAGGAUACCGCAAAGCAGUGCAAAUAAACUAAACUGGCAUUGGCAAUUUAGAUGGCUAACCUUGAGGACCAAAUCUUUCACUCCUUAGAUUGUCCUCAAAUUUUUAGUGAAGCAGUGUUUAUGAAUAUACCUUAGCAACUCUAAAGACAAUGAUGCCGAAGCUGACUGUGGUGAUCAGUACUUACCAUGCCUUAUGCAUAUUAAAAUUAUGAUUUAAUGGUAAACUUUAAAUACAAGGAACAGUGAAAUUUCUACAUUACUACAGCACAUCACUCAUGGGCUGAGUUUUGACUUCAACAAAAUAAUUGCCUUCUGAAUGCUCAAAGGCAGCCACGUUGAGUGUUAUGCCAUGUCUCUGUAGGAUCAGCUUGGCUUUUUUAUUUAGAUAAAGUAAAUGCACCAGCUACAAUCAACCAGUUUUGGCUGAAAUUUACACCAUCGGGCCUUGCUGCCUUGCAAGGGUUCACCCCCUGAAAAGUCUGAUGUCUGCUUCCAAGAUAGAUCAUAAGGUCAUCGGAUGCUGCAGAUCUGAAUGCAUGCAGAUUUGGAUGCAGUUAAACAUUCUCUCAGUCCCAACACCCACUUAGAAAUGUUGAAUUACCAUCUUCAGAGCAGGAUGUAAAAAUAACUUAAAACUAGCAAAACCCCAUCCACAUAUCAUCUCCACAUGCAUAUUCAGUACCAGUACUUGGCCAAUUAACUGGAGAAAAUCACCACCAAUUGCACAAAAUGUGAUCUCUCUACCCCGGAGUUGCAAAGCAUUGAGUUGAAGAUUCAUACAGUGUAUCAAAUAUUUGGGAGGUGAUAUUGUGAAUCUAGGCACAAUACUUAAAUGUCUGUUAAUAAUCAAGCUGCUGUAAAAUUGUUUCCCGAGAUGGAAUAGUGUAUGGUUAUGCACUUUGGGAGAAGGAAUAAAAGCAUAGACUAUUUUCUAAAUGGGGAGAAAAUUCAAAGAUCUGAGAUGCGAAGAGACUUGGGAGUCCUUGUGCAGGAUUCACUAAAGGUUAAUUUGCACUUUGUGUCAGUGGAGAGGAAGGCAAAUGCAAAGUUAGUAUUUGUUUUGAGAGGACAAGAAUAUAAAAGCAAAGAUGUAAUGCUGAGGAUGUAUAAGGCACUGGUGAGGCCUCACAGAGUAUUGUGAGCACUUUUGGGCCCCUUAUCUUAAAAAAGAUGUGUUGACAUUGGAGAGGUUUCAAAGGGGAUUCAUGAAAAUGAUU
Molecule: messenger RNA, 4050 nt
Organism: Mobula hypostoma (lesser devil ray)
Lineage: Eukaryota; Metazoa; Chordata; Chondrichthyes; Myliobatiformes; Myliobatidae
Gene: klhdc10
Product: kelch domain containing 10
Exons: 10
Coding region: 197-1432 (411 amino acids)
Biological process (GO): positive regulation of stress-activated MAPK cascade
Molecular function (GO): protein binding
Source: RefSeq, a predicted model, not a curated record